CGCAGAAGCCCGGCUCCCCCUCCGCCGCCCUGGACGGUGGUUGGCUCCGGAGCCGGUUCUGCCUGCGCGGUGCUGGCGGAAGUAGAGCGCGACGGCCGCAGGAGUCCGCCCGCCGGCGCUGGGCUACCGACCCUUGGCCCGGCCGCCGCUCCGGCUUCCUCGGUCCAGGACGUCGUUGGCACCAUGGCCGGCUACCCUAAAAGCUAUAAUCCUUUCGACGAGGACGCGGAAGACGAGGACAGCCGGCCGGUGCCGUGGAAGGACGCCCGCGACCUGUCCAGCGGGUCCGAGGCUCCCAUGGACCGGCAGCAGUACCUGAGACAGGAGGUGCUGCGUAGGGCCGAGGCUACGGCCACCAGCACCAGCAGGUCCUUGUCUCUCAUGUAUGAAUCGGAGAAGGUCGGAGUCGCCACUUCUGAGGAGCUGGUCCGGCAGCGAGGAGUCCUAGAACACACAGAGAAGAUGGUGGACAAGAUGGAUCAGGAUUUGAAGAUGAGCCAGAAACAUAUCAACAGCAUUAAGAGUGUGUUUGGAGGAUUUAUCAACUACUUCAAAUCCAAACCAGUAGAGACUUCACCUGAACAAAAUGGCAGUAUUGGCCCCCUGCCCAGUAGCAAAUUGAAAGAAGCCAUAAAUACAAGUAAAGAUCAGGAAAGCAAGUACCAGGCCAGUCACCCAAACCUCAGAAGGCUGCAUGAGGCAGACCCGGUACCUGAAGGGCCUGCUUCUGCUGUAACUACUGAGGUUUACCCAAAGAACUCCAGCCUUCAAGCCUAUCACCAGAAGAUCGACAGCAACCUAGAUGAGCUGUCCAUGGGAUUGGGCCGACUGAAGGACAUAGCCUUAGGAAUGCAGACAGAAAUUGAGGAGCAAGAUGACAUUCUUGAUCGACUAACAACCAAAGUAGACAAGUUAGAUGUCAAUAUAAAAAGCACAGAAAAGAAAGUUCGGCAACUCUGAAGAAACUGAGAAGGAAUUGUACUCCAUUGUGAUGAAAAGAUUCAAAAAGUCUUUUAAACUCUUAAAUGUCAUUGACUAUAUAGUAUGUAAUUUAACAUGUGUUUUUCAAAUGUGGGUCUUAAGAAAUUUUAGUUUCAGUAAGGAAAAAUUUUGUUAAGACUAACACCUCUAAAGUUCUGUGAACUGUCUGCUAGGUUUUAGUCUAACCAUGGCAGACUAAUUGUAAACACCCAGAGCCUUUGAUUACUAUGCUGGAAGGGCAGAAAAUAUUGCAUUUCUAUUUCUGUGAUUAUUUGCAAAGAUGUGGACAGAGUGUCAGUCCUGUAACUACUGCCUUUCCCUUAGCCAUCUAGUUACUGUGUUUCUCCAAGGCCUUACUGUGAAUUCAGAUGUGAAGAGACCCUGGGUUUUUGGCAGAAGGAAGGGUCCUUCCACAUCCUUAUAUAUCAGACCUUGUGAACCUACCUGCACACACACUGAGCACACUACUCUGCCCCUGAAAAGGAUCCCUGUUAGUUCCAGAAAUAAAAUUUGUUGCCUUCGUUGCUCUACCCCUCUAGCCCUCUGAUCUUGUCCUCCAUUUUAGUAGAAGAACUCAGACUAGAACUGUUGGAUAUGACACAUGCAAAUACAGAAACUGGAUGAGCCCUUCUUCCCCACCUACUCUCCUCUCAGGCUUUCCAUCUCUGGUGGGGACAGAUUUUCUCCAUUGGCUCAAAGCCAACUGGUUGGUUGAUGGUGAACUCCUGUGGAGUUGUGGGUAUAGAGUAUCACACAGAAACCUUGCCACUGAGCCCGCUGCCUCUAGGAAUAGUACCAAAGGCAGUGCUUAUUUGAUGCCUGGAGUCUCCUUGUCCACCCCAGACUCUCACCCAUUCUCUUUUUCUACAAAAAUGCCUCACCUAAUAUUUAGACUUUGACUCCAUAAUAACUAAACUUAUGUAAGGCAUUUGACCAAGAAAAAGCCCAGAUAACAUUUUAGCUAGCUCGGUGUGUUUAUUCCCAUCAUUUUCCAGAAGAAAAUAUUUAGAAGUGUUAAUUAAAAUUGAUUUCUACAACAAAUUUUCCUUGUGUUGCCAGUAAACUCACUGAAGCAGCAGAGCACAUGGCUGCCUUAACAUCAAAUGCAAACAUUUUGAAGAUGGUAAAAGGGACCUUUUUACUAGUAAACUAAAUGCCAGUGCCUUCUUGCCUUAAAACAUGGCUUAUGUGCCAUUUGGGGAUCCUUCCUUUAGCAUAUGAAUUCUGUAGUGGGGGGCUGCAGUGGGGCUAUGGAUGUGGCUCAGUGGUCAAGUACCUACCCUUCCCCCUUGCAGCCUGGCAUUGAUCUCCACCACUGAGGAGAGAGAAAAUGAGGUAACAGCAUUUUUACUGUUUAUUUAGCAACUUGUUCACAGCUCUGUCACAAAAUAUCCAACCUUCCUAAAACCAUAGCAGCCACAGGCAGAAAGGGAUGCCAAUUGUCAUGUGUCUCUAGAUCUAAAGAUCUAACUGAGGUGGACCUCUGUGAGUUUGAGGCCAGCCAGGCCUAUAUACCAAGACUUGUCUCAAACAAUAUAGAGAGACCAACCCAUAUUAUUUCUACUCCUAAUUUUUUUCAGUUUUUUUCUAUAAAACUUUCCAUAUGUUGUAACUGUUCCUCUUUAUCACCAUCAGAUAUAGCCUCGUGGAAUUUAAUUAUUAUACUUCAGUCCCAAGAAAUUAACUCAUGAGAAUGCCUUCUGUUGGGAUCCUAGUGUUACUGAUUUAGCUGACUGAAAAGGGACAUUUUAUGCACUUCCCUUUCCCAAUCUUUUUAACUCCAUGAACAUGAAACCUGUCUUCCUCUAAACCAGUAGAGGGCCUCGACCAUUUUGUCCUGUUCUUCGGACCCUGUGGUGUGUUGAGGUUGUCCCUUGGCUGCUGGAGACUGGCUGCUGCAGGAGCUAUCAUAACAAAGCAUGGUGGUUUGCAUGUCACAGAAAACAAAGGAUCCAAAGAAAUUCCAGAGCUAGAGCUGCUGGCUGAGUUUGUAAUCAGAGCACAUAGGCCAAGGCAGAAAGGUUGCCAUGAGUUCGAGGUUUAGGAUGAGAUCUUUUCUCGAAAGAAUCAGAUCAGUGGCUGGUAAGAGGGAUUGGGGGGGAGGGAGAAAAGGAGAGAAUUACUGCUGUGCCCUAGCCUAGGAAGUGUUAGUGUUGGAGAGGUGGUGGGAGUGAGCGAAAUGGGCUCCAGAUAUCACAGACCAGUGAACAUAUCUUUGCCGUGUGAGGUCUACAAGACAGACUAAAACAAACUGCCGUCAGAAAGGUGGCAUUUAUAACUUAAGGUCAGCUGUGUGCUAAGUGUGCUACUAAAAUAAGUGCGUUCUUCUCUGGAGAAGACCAACAGUUACUGACUUGUAAUUUAGCACUAGAGCGACCUCAUGAAUUGUUUGUCCUCAUUCUGUAGGAGAGGCCUGGAGUCCAUGCAUGUAAUAAGUAAAAAAAGAGCCAAGCAUCUUAAUUUCCCUUCCUCUUAUAAAUGUGUAAUUUUAAGUAUAUAAUGUAUCACUUAAGUAAAAAAUUUUCUACUUUGCUUGAA
Molecule: messenger RNA, 3519 nt
Organism: Psammomys obesus (fat sand rat)
Lineage: Eukaryota; Metazoa; Chordata; Mammalia; Rodentia; Muridae
Gene: Snap29
Product: synaptosome associated protein 29
Exons: 5
Coding region: 184-960 (258 amino acids)
Biological process (GO): exocytosis; synaptic vesicle fusion to presynaptic active zone membrane; synaptic vesicle priming
Cellular component (GO): SNARE complex; plasma membrane
Molecular function (GO): SNAP receptor activity; syntaxin binding
Source: RefSeq, a predicted model, not a curated record